Messenger RNA from Daktulosphaira vitifoliae (grape phylloxera), 831 nucleotides. It is a transcript of the gene EMC10, whose product is annotated as ER membrane protein complex subunit 10. The coding region runs from base 76 to 738 and encodes 220 amino acids. Gene Ontology annotation, cellular component: EMC complex. NCBI's taxonomy places the organism in Eukaryota, Metazoa, Arthropoda, Insecta, Hemiptera, Phylloxeridae. The transcript has 5 exons. The record is from RefSeq and is a predicted model, not a curated record.
GAGUAAGUAAAAUUAUUCCUUUAUUUUUUAAACGUCUAGUUUUAUUGUUAAACCUUUAAACAGAUAAUUAUUGAAAUGUUUAAAAAAAUUAUUUGUUUGUUCCAUUUUUUAAUCGUUGUAUCUGCUCUGACCAAUUUAGAAUCUAGCUAUGAUUCCAUAACUGAUAUUUAUUUGGAGCAUGAGUUAAUUCCUGGGGCAGGAUUUUCAAACUAUAGUUCUUCACCAGUAAACUUGGAAACAAGAAGUGAUUUUACUAUUGAGUCAACAAUUAGCAAAUAUGAUUUUGAAUUAAUUAAAAAAUUAGCCAACGACAAUCAUAUGUAUAAAUUAAAGGUGACUGUAAGAUACUUGUCUGGUCUCAAAACAAGUUUUUUAACUUUUACUAGAGCAUGUCAUAUUUUAGGACAUAAAACAAUUUAUAUUCUCACACUACAUUUGGAUCAUUUAGAUUUACCUUUUGGUGCUAAUUUAGCUACAAAAUCUGAUAAAUAUGAGGACACUGAUGAUAGAGAUGAAUACAAGUUAUCAACGACUGUGUUUUUUAGAAGACCUGACUCUAGCCCUAUUCCAGAUACUACUACAUAUAUUCAAAAGAUUGAACGAGAACGCGAGGCAAGAGAAAAAGGAAAAUCUAGUAACAACAAAUCAAUGCUAGGGAAAUAUUGGAUGUAUAUACUACCAUUGGUCAUAUUCAUGAUGAUUGCUGGCGCAUCAAAUCCUGAAGGAGCAAGACAGUAAAACCAAAACAAUGUACUUGAAAUUUAUUUUGAUUAAAUGUACAUUAAAAAAACUAUAAUUUGUAUAAAUAAUAAACGUAUAAUUAAAUUAUUA